CCUCUGUAUACAUUCUUCAUAAUGUCAAGACCUAAUCAAGGUUCUUCAAGACCCUUAGGGAUCUCACCUAAACCUUCCACAACUCCGGGCGGUGCACCAUCCGUCACCAUCCCACGUCGAAGUGCCGGAGCUUUACCAGGUAUAGCUCGUACUGCUUCUUCACUCCGACAAGGAUCACCUAUCAAUCCUUCUGGCUCUUCACUAGCAUCCCUUCCUGCUCACUUGAGAAAUCUUUCCGCACCCAAAAUUCCUUCACCCUUAGGAAAAGGUACUCCUGCCCGACAACUGAAGCAAUCCUUACCCGUCCGAACGUCAAAGACGACCGAAAGACAUGUGUUCCUUCCGGAAGAUCCACAACUGGCACCUCUACCUAUCAGUCCCAUGGGUAGUCGGACCGAUCUUGCCCCUCCACGAAGAGCCAGUACAUCGUCAUCUGCCAGUUCUUCCGCACAGAGCGGUCGCGAAAAUAGAAAUAGCUUUGGACCUGGCUUCACAGCGCCUCAUUCAUACCACGAUGAACGCUCAGAUGCUGAGAAAAUGACCAAGAGAGAAAGAGACGAAAAUCAUCUCCCUCGUUUGACAGCUUAUAAUACUGCCGAUGGCUAUCGAUUAAAACUUUUGCAAGCCUUUCUCAAACGGGAACAUGGGGUCGGUGUAGUUCGUGUUUUCGAUGAUUGCAUCUAUGCUGUAUAUAAUCUUCCUCUACUUCCCGGUUAUGGCGCUAGCACCAAACUUCGAUCUUCUCCCGCCCUGGGUUCUCCCGGUGGCGUAUCUCUAUUGGAACGCAUGACUCUCGCCGAGGAUCUGGGUUAUAACGAUUCCUACUUUCCUGUCGAGGAGAACUCGCAUAAUCACGGACAUGUACAUGGACAAUCUCACGAUCCCUCGGAGUAUAUCUUAAGUAAUUCACCACCUCACAUAUCUCCAGAUGGCCUCAGAGGGUCAUUGGGAAUGCAUUUGGGAGACGGGCGUCAAUUGGAGGACGGUGAAAGUCAUAUAGACUCCAAUGUGUCUACCGCGGAAGAGAUAUCUGGUCAUGGUGAGGAUAUCUCAUCGCCUUCGGAGGAAGAGGAAAUAGUAACUGGAACACGCAUGUCACCAGAACAUCCUGGUUAUUUGGAACAUAUCCCAUCAGAAGCUCUCUCCCCAAACGAUCUGAAUCCAGAUCCAGCGGAAGUGUCGGUUUCUGAGAACAGAAGAGAUCAACAAUUGCAAGUCAGAGUACAAGACUUCGUUCAUACGGAAUACCAAAGACCGCGAUAUCCAAAACCGCAAAUGAGGAGAAGACGGAAAUCAGCAUUGACAUUAGCAGGGAAAGUCGCAGAGGCUGUUUUCUUCAGUUAUGGUGUCAGCGUGUUCUUCGGGUUUCAAGAAGGUGAGGAGAGGGAGAUUAUGGAGGAUUGUGAGACUGCUGGAGCUUGGCUGAGAGGUCAGAAAGAGGAGGAUUGGGAAGUGGAGGAGUUUCAUUAUGUUUACGAUCCGGACGCAGAGUUUCCUCGGAUCUAUAAUGACAUGUUUACUUUUAAAUCUCAUUCACACUUGUUCAAACUCUCCAUAGCACAUGCAGUUGCACAAUCAACAAAAUUAUCAAUCUACGAAGGCGUCAUGCAAGAGUCUCUUUCACUCACUUCUUCCUUUCCGAAAGAAUUGUCGACAACCGGACAUCUACAAUUGGGUAGAAGAGAUGCUCUGAAGAUGACUGGAAGGUUGUUCAAGCUUCGUAUGGAUGUUAAUCUCAUUGGAGGGAUAUUGGACACACCCGAACUUUUCUGGAGUGAAGCAUCACUUUUCCCAUUAUACGAAGCUAUAAGAGAGUAUCUUGAAAUUGGUCCACGUGUACAAGUGCUUAAUGAUCGUUUGGCCGUUGCUGGUGAUUUACUCGAAAUCAUACAUGAAUACAUAGAAGAAAGAGCUACACAUAGGAUUACAUGGAUUAUAAUUUGGCUCAUCCUGGUGGCGUGUGUAGUGGAGGUUGGAGAAGUAGUUGCUCGAUUAAUCUUUCACGCAUUACAACAAAAGUCCGGCCCAUUGUUAGUAGUCAAAGGUUCCAAAGCUUUCAUUUCAGCUAUAAAACCCAAAGCUGUGUUAUAAUCAAUCGUCACAUAUCCAACCUCUCGUCGAAUGAUAGUUGAUCCGUUACAGCCAGUGAUUCAAAGGGGGGAGAUGAGGAUGUGCUUGAAUUAUUUAUGAUCAUGAUAAUUGCAACUUCGUCAUAUUCAUGCAUUGCAUUCAGACC
Tremella mesenterica DSM 1558 is the source of this 2236-nucleotide messenger RNA. RefSeq lists its product as uncharacterized. Bases 22 to 2091 code for a protein of 689 amino acids. The record is from RefSeq and is a predicted model, not a curated record. NCBI's taxonomy places the organism in Eukaryota, Fungi, Basidiomycota, Tremellomycetes, Tremellales, Tremellaceae. The transcript is spliced from 8 exons.